AUGCGCCUGGUAAAACCAGAUGUGGUGAAGUUUAGCCGGUCUCGGGGGUGGUCGCGGUGCUGUACGGAGCGCAAGCACACACCCAACAGCUGCGGUAACGUCUUUCAGAGGUUGGGGAAAGGGGAAAAAGGCAAAAGUCUACUCGGUAUGCACAAUUUAAUCACCAGAACAUGUCGGCCCAUAUUAUACUCACAGUUAUUUAAUAAAAGGUCGGUUUAAAAUGGGUGAAUAGCCUAUAACAAUUUGCAGCCUUUUGAACAGUCUUUAUCUAAAAUUGCGUUUUUGGGUGGGGGAGAGUGAUGGCCACCAAUUAAAUAUGAAAACAUAGCCAAGGUCUACUGCAGCACCAUCAAAACGUAAACCCAAAUCAACCCAAAUCCUGCCACAACUGUCCCCAGUAGUUUUUUUUUUUUAUCCAACCACAGUAGCCCGCAAUGUAAGCUCGUUCCUGACAGCAAAAAUAAAUAAAUCUGACUAUGAGUUAUGAGAUAGUAGCCUAAGUCAUAAUUAUGAAAUAGUAAACCAUUAUUAUGAGACAGUAAGUCAUUAUUAUGAAAUAGUAAGUCAUUAUUAUGAAAUAGUAAAUCAUUAUUAUGAGAAAGUAAGUCAUUAUUAUGAAAUAGGGAGUCAUUAUGAGAUAAUAAGUCAUAAUUAUGAGAUAUGUUUAGUCGAUCUUUAUCACAUGAAUCCAUUGUGAACUUUACAUCAGGCCCUCCUCAACUUUCAAGGAUAACCUUAUGUACAGUGCCUUCGGAAAGUAUUCAGACCCCAUGACAUUUUAAACACUUUGUUAGGUUGCGGCCUUAUUCUAAAACUGAUUAAAUUGUUUUUUUUCCCUCAUCAAUCUACACACAAUACCCCAUAAUGACAAAGCUGGGCUCCCGAGUUGCGCAACGGUCUAAGGCACUGCAUCUCAGUGCUUGAGGCGUCACUACAGACCCCCCUGGUUCGAUUCCAGGAUGUAUCACAACCGGCCGUGAUUGGGAAUCCCAUAGGGCGGUGCACAAUUGGCCCAGUGUCGUCCGGGUUUGGCCGGUGUAGGCCGUCAUUGUAAAUAAGAAUUUGUUCUUAACUGACUUGCCUAGUUAAAUAAAGGUACAAAAUAAAAGCAAAAACUGGUUUUUAGAAAUGUUCGCCAUAAAAAGGAAAAUUUUAAAAAUGUCACAUUUACAUCAGUAUUCAGACCCUUUACUCAGUACUUUGUUGAAGCACCUUUGGCAGCGAUUACAGCCUCAAGUCUUCUUGGGUAUGACGCUACAAGCUUGGCACACCUGUAUUUGGGGAGUUUCUCCCAUUCUUCUCUGCAGAUCCUCCCAAGCUCUGUCAGGUUGAAUGGGGAGCGUUGCUGCACAGCUAUUUUCAGGUCUCUCCAGACGUUCGAUCGGGUUCAAGUCCGGGCUCUGGCUGGGCCACCCAAGGACAUUCAGAGACUUGUCCCGAAGCCAUUCCUGCGUUGUCUUGACUGUGUACUUAGGGUCAUUGUCCUGUUGGAAGGUUAACCUUCGCCCCAGUCUGAGGUCCUGAGCCCUCUGGAGCAGGUUUUCAUCAAGGAUCUCUCUGUACUUUGCUCCGUUCAUCUUUGCAUCGAUCCUGACUAGUCUCCCAGUCCCUGCCACUGAAAAAUAUCCCCACAGCAUGAUGCUGCCACCACCAUGCUUCCCUGUAGGGAUGGUGCCAGGUUUCCUCCAGACGUGAAGCUUGGUAUUCAGGCCAAAUAGUUCAAUCUUGGUUUCAUCAGACCAGAGAAUCUUGUUUCUUAUGGCCUGAGAGUCUUUAGGUGCCUUUUGGCAAACUCCAAGUGGGCUGUCAUGUGACUUUUACUGAGGAGUGAUUGGUGGAGUGCUGCAGAGAUGGUUGUCCUUCUGGAAGGUUCUCCCAUCUUCAUAGAGGAACUCUAGAGCUCUGCCAGAGUGACCAUCGGGUUCUUGGUCACCUCCCUGACCAAGGCCCAUCUCCCCCGAUUGCUCAGUUUGGCCGCCAUCUCUAGGAAGAGUCUUGGUGGUUCCAAACCUUCCAUUUCAGAAUGAUGGAGGCCACUGUGUUCUUGGGGACCUUCAAUGCUGCAGACAUUUUUUGGUACCCUUCCCCAGAUCUGUGCCUCGACACAAUCCUGUCUCGGAGCUCUAUGGACAAUUCCUUCGACCUCAUGGCUUGGUUUUUGCUCUGACAUGCACUGUCAACUGUGGGACCUUAUAUAGACAGGUGUGUGCCUUUCCAAACCAUGUCCAAUCAAUUGAAUUUACCACAGGUGCACUCCAAUGAAGUAGAAACAUCUCAAUGAUGAUCAAUGGAAUCAGGAUGCACCUGAGCUCAAUUUCAAGUCUCAUAGCAAAGGGUCUGAAUACUUAUGUAAAUAAGGUAUUCCUGGGUAAAAAAAAAAAAAUACAUUUGCAAACAUUUCUAAAAACCUGUUUUCCUUUGUCAUUAUGGGGUAUUGUGUGUAGAUUCCUGAGGAUUUUUAUUUAUUUAAUCCAUUUUAGAAUAAGGCUGUAACGUAACAAAAUGUGGAAAAAGUCAAGGGGUCUGAAUACUUUCCGAAUGCACUGUAUAUCCUAUAGUCAAUCACACAUUUUGUGUGUGUGUGUGUGUGUGCAUGCGUGGUGUGUGUGUGUGUGGUGUGUGUGUGUGUGUGUGUGUGUGUGUGUGUGUGUGUGUGUGUGUGUGUGUGUGUGUGUGCGUGCAUAUGCGUGUGAGAGAGAGAGUUUGUGGUGAUAUUGUUCCAUAUUAAUAAUGGACUGGAGAGUUUUGUUGAUGUGAGUUUGUGCCUGUUUGAUGACAUUUGGUUGACAUCAAAUAUUAUUCAAUUAAAUCAAUUUAAAGGGACAAUCUGGGAUUCGUAAAUCAAUUUUUGGACUUUUAAAUUAUUAAUAUAGGGGUAGAGCUGCAGGACUAUUCAAUGUCGGUGAUCCAGACUUACUAUCUCAUAAUUAUUACUUACUAUUUCAAAAUAAUGACUUAAUAUCACAUAAUAAUGACUUAGUCUCAUAAUAAUGACUUACUAUCUCAUAAUAAUGACUUACUAUCUCAUAAUAAUGACUUACUAUCACAUAAUAAUGACUUACUAUUUCAAAAUAAUGACUUAAUAUCACAUAAUAAUGACUUAGUCUCAUAAUAAUGACUUACUAUCUCAUAAUAAUGACUUACUAUCUCAUAAUAAUGACUUACUAUCUCAUAAUAAUGACUUACUGUCUCAUAAUAAUGACUUACUGUCUCGUAAUAAUGACUUACUAUCUCAUAAUAAUGACUUACUAUCUCAUAAUAAUGACUUACUGUCUCAUAAUAAUGACUUACUAUCUCAUAAUAAUGACUUACUGUCUCAUAAUAAUGACUUACUAUCUCAUAAUAAUGACUUACUGUCUCAUAAUAAUGACUUACUAUCUCAUAAUAAUGACUUACUAUCUCAUAAUAAUGACUUGCUGUCUCAUAAUAAUGACUUACUGUCUCAUAAUAAUGACUUACUAUCUCAUAAUAAUGACUUACUAUCUCAUAAUAAUGACUUACUGUCUCAUAAUAAUGACUUACUAUCUCAUAAUAAUGACUUACUAUCUCAUAAUAAUGACUUACUAUCUCAUAAUAAUGACUUACUAUCUCAUAAUAAUGACGUACUAUCUCAUAAUAAUGACUUACUAUCUCAUAAUAAUGACUUACUAUCUCAUAAUAAUGACUUACUAUCUCAUAAUAAUGACUUACUAUCUCAAAACAUAGUCAGAUUUUUGGGGGGGUUGGCGGGAACGGGUUCCAUAGCCUGCUGUCUAUGUUUAAAAUACAGCAGAGAGCAUAUUUUAGCCACAGAGGAUCAAUCGUUUCUAAGAAGCCACCCAAGCCAUAGACUGACUGUUCACUCUGCUACCAUCACGCAAACGGUACCGGAGCAUCGGAUAUUGGACCAACAGGCUCCAAGACAGCAAACGGUACCGGAGCAUCGGGUCUCGGACCAACAGGCUCCGAAACAGCUUCUACCCCUAAGCUAUAAGACUGCUAAAUAGACAGACUGCUAAAUAGUCAGGGGACUUGUACCCAACCGAAGCGGCAUGGCUCGGUCUGGCACGGACCCUGGGCACACGCCCGGACGAGAGACACACUUAUAGAUACACGUCCCUAGACGGAGAGAGACACACGAGAGAGACACGCACGAGGACGAGAGAGACACAUCGGGAGAGGACACGCACUGAUAUCGAGAGAGUACACACGAGAGCGACACACGACACUAAAACACACCACUAUUAAAUAAAACCCCUAAUAACACUCAUAACUUAUACAAACUAUAAUACACUCACUAUACUAAUAUAACCUAUAUAACACUCACUAUACAUAAACACACUAUAACACACACUCACCCUUUUUUUAAAAAAAAUUUUCACCUUAACAUCCCAAAUAUUAACCACUUUUAACCCCACUAUUAAACCCUAAAUAAAAUACACACUCACUAACUAUAUUAAAUUUAACAUCCUAGACUAUAAUACAACUAUAUUAACUAACACCUCACAACUUUUAAAUUUUCCUCAUAACUAUUAGGAACAAAUUUUACCCUCCUAAAUAUUAUAACACCCAUAUAUACCUAAACACACUCCUAGACUAUUAUACCACUAUAAUAAAAACCACUAGACUAUAUAUCACACUAUAUUACACUAAAAAAAUAAAAGACUAUUUCCCCAACAUAAUAACUCACUAGAAAAUUAACAAUAUAAACCAAUUAAAACCCAAUAAUUCACACUCACAGACUAUAUAUCACCAAAAAUUAAACCUACUAGGAUUAAAAUUACCACUUUUUACACUAAAAUACACACUCACUGGGUUUUAAAACAUUUUACAUCAUGAAUAUAUAACAAAUUUUAAACCCCCUUUUUUCCCCCUUCCAAAAUAUGACUAUAUUUUUAAACCUUUUUUCCUUUAAAAAACAACUAUUUGAAAUAAACUACCACUAUAUAUUUUCCACUAAAUUUUCAACCAAGUUUUCCCUUUUAAUACAGACAAAACAACAAAACACCAAAAAAAUAAAUACCAAUAAUACCACCCAAAAUUUUCAAAAAUUCCCACAACUUAAUAAAAAUAUAUAUACCUUUUAAAAAAAACAACAAAACCCUAAACACACUACUAAUUAUAACCCUAUAUUAAAAACUCCCCAAAUAUAAACACAAAAUACACCAUAAUAUAAUAUACACCCAAAUAUAUUACACAAAAAAACUAAAAUAUUAACACCUUUUUACACUCACUAACAUAUAUCCACUAUAUACACUCACUAACAUAUAUCACCUUAUAACACAAAAACACAAUCACAAACUAUAUUAUCCACUAUAUAACAAAAAAAUAACAAAAAUUUUAAAACCAUAACUUAUUACCCCUAAAACACUCCUAACAUAUAUACACCCAUAUAUACCUAAAUACACAACUCACUAGACUAAUAUACACACUAUAAACAUCAUAACUAUAUAUACACACUAUUACCCCACUCACAAUUUUUUACCAUAUAUAACACCCACUAAAUAUAUUACCACUUUAUAUACCACAUCACAUUAUAUAUACCCUAUAUAUACCCACUAAUAAUUUUACACACUAUAUUACACAUCAUAUAAUUUUUAAAACCUUAAAACACUCACUAAAACAUAUAUCAAAAACCCAUAAAACACUAAAACCACUCCUAGCAUAAUAAACUUUUAUACACACUAUAAAUAUAUAAACAUAAAUACACCCAAACAAUAUACACAUUAUAAACCCUCCUAACUAAUAUAACACUAUAUCACACUCAAAGUAUAUAUCCCCCACUAUAUCCCACUCACUAUAUUUUUCCCCAUAUAAACCCACACCCCUAACUUAUAUACACAUAUAUACCCUAACUAAUAUAUAUCACACUUAAAAAAACCCCACUAACAUUAUACCCACAUAUAACACUACUAGAAAAUAUCAACUAUAAACCUCCUAACAUUAUACCAAAAAUUAACACUCACUAACUAUAAUUUCACACUAUAUAAAACUAAAUACCACUAUAACUUAAUUAUCCCCUAAUACACAUCCUAACUAAAACCACUAUAACAUACUGGGUAUAUAUACACAAAAACCCCCCAAUACUAUAUAAAACCCCAUUAAAUCAUAACCCCCCAAAAAACUAAAAAACACUCACUAACUAUAAACAACCCCCUAUAUAAAACCACAACAAUAACACACUAUUUCACCCUUUCUAAAACACACAAAUUCCUAAAAACACACUACUUUAAAAAUUUUACACCUAUUACACACCACAACUUAUCCACUAAAACCCACUCACAAAUUAUUAAAACACAAACCUCCUAAUUAAACACACUAUUCCCUCCAACUAAAACACAUUAAUUCAUCCAAGUAAAAAAACAUAACCCCCACUACAAUUCCUUUCCCUACUGCUAAUUAAAACUAUAUUUAAAAAACCCCCAGACAUUAUACCCAUAACACCCAAACUUUAAACCACUUUUCCUCCCCCCAUAACACACAAAAACACUAAAAACCCCAAAACCCCAACGUAACCACAUUACACCCCACUAAAAUUUCCCUAUUACACACUCAUAAAAUUUUAACACACUUAACACCACUAAAAAUAACACACAAAACACACUCACUAACUUUAACCAAUAAUACACCACACUAAAACAAUAUAUAACACUUAACCCACAACAAUUUAAAAAAUAACCCCACCACUUGAUAAUCAACUAAAAACCACUACAUACCACUAAAUUCCCCCUGCUUUUUUAAAAACUUCCCAAAAAUUUAACAAUAUUACAACCCCCACCCCCAAACUAAUUAAACACACAAAACCCUCCUCCAAAACCCCAAAACCCCCCCACAACUAACCCACCUCUAUUUUUUUUCAAACCCACUAUAAAUACCCCUUUAAAUUACCAUAUUAUAAACGUAUUUAAUCCUAUUACAUUAACCUUUUAUAAAACACUCAAAACUAUAAUUUCCACCCAUAUACAACAAAAACUCAAUACUUUUAUACACCUAUUUCACCCCCUUUAAAAACACCUAUUACAAUAUCUUAAAACCUAUUAAACUCACUAGAUUUAACCCCUUUAACUACAUUAAACCUUUUAAAACACUACUACAUUACCCAAAGUUAAAAACCCCAAAAACCCAUUUAACAUUCCUACCCUAAUACCCUUAAACAUUUCCAAAUCCAAAAAAUAUCCCCUUCCCUUCCCUUUAUUUAUUUACAUUGUUUUUCAUUUAACCUCCCUUAAAACAUUUACCCCAAUAUUUUAACCCCUUUCCAAACCCCUAUAUUUACCCUUACCCCCUCAUUUACAUAUACCCCAAAACCAUUUACCAUUUUAAACCCAUACUUUUACCUUUAAAUCCCAUUAAAAUUUCCCAAAAAUUUUAAUCCCAAGUAUUUCCCCUUUUAAAAUUUACCUUUCAAAAACCUUUUAAACCCCAACUUCCCAAACCCCCCCUUUAAAAACCAUUCCUCCCUUUUAUUUUUAACCAUCCAAAAAAAUUUUCACCUUUUCCUACUCUAAAAAACACCAUUGGUUUUCCCUUUUUACAUUCCCAAAAAUUCCCAAAAUUAACAUUUUUUUUUUUUUUUUUUUUUUUUUUUUUUUUUUUUUUUUUUUUUUUUUUAAAAAAAAAAAAAAAAAAAAAAAAAAAAAAAAAAAAAAAAAAAAACCAAAGGGGGGGGGUUUAAAAAUUUUUUAAAAAACUCGGAAGGUAACAAACAACCCCACGGCCCCCUUCUACCUCAAAUAUCUAGUCAAAUAUUAAUUCCUGAUGCCUAGUCACUUUCCCUGCCUUCAUGUACAUAUCUACCUCAAAUACCUUUAUUAUCUAUCCUGAUGCAUAGUCACUUUACCCUGCCUUAGUACAUAUCUACUCACCUUAAACCUAUGCCUGUCAUUAUUCAUGUAUACCUAUACUUAUACACUUUAGUCACUUACCCUCUUCAUGUACAUAUCUACCUCAAAUACCUUAUUAUUAUCGUAUCCUGACCCUGCCUAUGUACACUUUACCCAUAUACUACUAGCCUGUCCUUACCCUGCUCAUGUACAUAUCUACCUCAAAUACCUUAUUUAUUAUCUAUCCUGAUGCCUAGUCACUUUACAUUUAAACAUUUAAUUUAGUCAUUUAGCAGACGCUCUUAACCAGAGCGACUUACAGGAGCAAUUAGGUUAAGUGCCUUGCUCAAGGGCACAUUAACGUCAUUUAGCAGACGCUCUUAGCCAGAGCGACUCACAAAUUGGUGCGUUCACCCUAUAGCCAGUGGGAUAACCACUUUACAAUUUGGGGGGGGGGGGGGGGGGGGUUGAAGGAAUACUUUAGCCUAUCCCAGGUAUUCCUUAAAGAGGUGGGGUUUCAAAUGUCUCCGGAAGGUGGUGAGUGACUCCGCUGUCCUGGCGUCGUGAGGGAGCUUGUUCCACCAUUGGGGUGCCAGAGCAGCGAACAGUUUUGACUGGGCUGAGGGGGAGCUGUGCUUCCGCAGAGGAAGGGGAGCCAGCAGGCCAGAGGUGGAUGAACGCAAUGUCCUCGUUUGGGUGUAGGGACUGAUCAGAGCCUGAAGGUACAGGGGUGCCGUUCCCCUCACUGCUCCAAAGGCAAGCACCAUGGUCUUGUAGCGGAUGCGAGCUUCAAUUGGAAGCCAGUGGAGUGUGCGGAGGAGGGGGGUGACGUGAGAGAACUUGGGAAGGUUGAACACCAGACGGGCUGCGGCAUUCUGGAUGAGUUGUAGGGGUUUAAUGGCACAGGCAGGGAGCCCAGCCAACAGCGAGUUGCAGUAGUCCAGACGGGAGAUGACAAGUGCCUGGACCAGGACCUGCGCCGCUUCCUGUGUAAGGCAGGGUCGCACUCUCCGAAUGUUGUAGAGCAUGAACCUGCAGGAGCGGGUCACCGCCUUGAUGUUGGCGGAGAACGACAGGGUGUUGUCCAGGGUCACGCCUAGGCUCUUCGCACUCUGGGAGGAGGACACAGCGGAGUUGUCUACCGUGAUGGCGAGAUCAUGGAACGGGCAGUCCUUCCCGGGGAGGAAGAGCAGCUCCGUCUUGCCAGGGUUCAGCUUGAGGUGGUGAUCCGUCAUCCAUACUGAUAUGUCUGCCAGACAUGCAGAGAUGCGAUUCGCCACCUGGUGAUCAGAAGGGGGAAAGGAGAAGAUUAGUUGUGUAUCGUCAGCGUAGCAAUGAUAGGAAAGGCCAUGUGAGGAUAUGACAGAGCCAAGUGACUUGGUGUAUAGGGAGAAAAGGAGAGGGCCCAAAACCGAUCCCUGGGGGACACCAGUGGUGAGAGCACGUGGUGCGGAGACAGCUUCCCGCCACGCCACUUGGUAGGAGCGACCGGUCAGGUAGGACGCAAUCCAGGAGUGAGCCGCGCCGGAGAUGCCCAUUUCGGAGAGGGUGGAGAGGAGGAUCUGAUGGUUCACAGUAUCAAAGGCAGCAGACAGAUCUAGAAGGACAAGAGCAGAGGAGAGAGAGUUAGCUUUAGCAGUGCGGAGAGUCUCUGUGACACAGAGAAGAGCAGUCUCAGUUGAAUGACCAGUCCUGAAACCUGAUUGGUUUGGAUCAAGAAGGUCAUUCUGAGAGAGAUAGCAAGAGAGUUGGCUAAAGACGGCACGCUCAAUAGUUUUGGAAAGAAAAGAAAGAAGGGAUACUGGUCUGUAGUUGUUGACAUCAGUGGGGUCGAGUGUUGGUUUUUUGAGAAGGGGAGUAACUCUCGCUCUCUUGAAGACGGAAGGGACAUGGCCAGCGGUCAAGGAUGAGUUGAUCAGCGAGGUGAGGUAGGGGAGAAGGUCACCGGAGAUGGUCUGGAGAAGGGAGGAGGGGAUGGGGUCAAGCGGGCAGGUUGUUGGGCGGCCUGCAGUCACAAGUCGCAGGAUCUUAUCUGGAGAGAGAGGGGAGAAAGAAGUCAAAGCAUAGGGUAGGGCAGUGUGAGCAGGACCAGCAGUGUCAUUAGGCUUAACAAACAAGGAUCGGAUGUCGUCAACCUUCUUUUCAAAGUGGUUGACGAAGUCAUCCACAGAGAGAGAGGAGGGGGGGAGGGGGGGGGGGGAGGAUUCAGGAGGGAGGAAAAUGUGGCAAAGAGCUUCCUAGGGUUAGAGGCAGAUGCUUGGAAUUUAGAGUGGUAGAAGGUGGCCUUAGCAGCAGAAACAGAUGAAGAAAAUGUAGAGAGGAGGGAGUGAAAAGAUGCCAGGUCGGCAGGGAAUUUAGUUUUCUUCCAUUUCCGCUCCGCUGCCCGGAGCUCUGUUCUGUGAGCUCGCAAUGAGUCAUCAAGCCACGGAGCUGGAGGGGAGGACCGAGCCGGCCGUGAGGAUAGGGGACACAGAGAGUCAAAGGAUGCAGAAAGGGAGGAGAGGAGGGUUGAGGAGGCAGAAUCAGGAGAUUGGAGGGAGAAGGAUUGAGCAGAGGGAAGAGAUGAUAGGAUGGAAGAGGAGAGAGUAGUGGGAGAGAGAGAGCGAAGGUUGCGGCGGCGCAUUACCAUCUGUGUAGGGGCGGAGUGAGUAGUGUGGGAGGAGAGUGAGAGAGAAAAGGAAACAAAGUAGUGGUCGGAGACUUGGAGGGGAGUUGCAGUGAGAUUAGUAGAGGAGCAGCAUCUAGUGAAGAUGAGGUCAAGCGUAUUGCCUGCCUUGUGAGUAGGGGGGGACGGUGAGAGGGUGAGGUCAAAAGAGGAGAGGAGUGGAAAGAAGGAGGCAGAGAGAAAUGAGUCAAAUGUGGACAUAGGGAGGUUGAAAUCCCCCAAAACUGUGAGGGGUGAGCCAUCCUCAGGGAAGGAACUUAUCAAGGCGUCAAGCUCAUUGAUGAACUCUCCAAGGGAACCUGGAGGGCGAUAGAUGACAAGGAUAUUAAGCUUAAAUGGGCUAGUGACUGUGACAGCAUGGAAUUCAAAUGAGGAGAUAGACAGAUGGGUUAGGGGAAAAAUUGAGAAUGUCCACUUGGGAGAGAUGAGGAUUCCUGUACCACCACCCCUCUGACCAGAUGCUCUCGGGGUAUGCGAGAACACAUGGUCAGACGAGGAGAGAGCAGUAGGAGUAGCGGUGUUUUCAGUGGUGAUCCAUGUUUCCGUCAGCGCCAGGAAGUCAAGGGACUGGAGGUUGGCAUAGGCUGGGAUGAAGUCAGCUUUGUUGGCAGCAGAACGGCAGUUCCAGAGGCUGCCUGCGACCUGGAACUCCACGUGGGUGGUGCGUGCAGGGACCACCAAAUUGGAGAGGCAGCAGCCACGCGGUGUGGUGCGUUUGUGUAGCCUGUGCAGAGAGGAGAGAACAGGGAUAGGCAGAGGCAUAGUUGACAGGCUGUAGCAAAUGGCUACAAAAAUGCAGAGGAGAUCGGAAUGAAAUGGGCUAAGCAUCUGGGAGUGGAGAGAGCAGGGCCUCCCUCACCAAAUCUUCUAGCUCGGAAACUAAAAUUGUUUCACUGAACCACCCGAACAAAAACUCUCCCAACUUCCGCCUUUGGAAAUCAGAAUUGUUGUGAACCACAGCGGUUCAAUGUUUAAAGGAGUAGACUCAACCCACUUUGUUCAGCUAGCCAACUAUGACUCCAUAGCCAACUAGCAGACUAGCAUCCAAUAACAAUAACACACCGUUUAGCGCCAACACUUGGUCACAACAAACCACCAAUAUUGUGAUAUCACACUAAACAGAUCAUUCGUGUCUGUGUCAAGUUCCUUAUAUGACGCAGCAAUGAUUAGACGUUGGCUAGCUAGGACAAGUAAAUUGUGGUUAACUACUACAGUACAGCCAAAUGGUCAUGUUGGGUAGCUAGCAAUGGCCACUGUGUCGACUCUGUUUGAAGAACGGCUAGCUAGCUAACCCUCUCACGUCCUCUCCCGUCAGCUGCAGCACGAUGUACAUGCCUUCAUGUACAUAUCUACCUCAAAUACCUUAUUAUUAUCUAUCCUGAUGCCUAGUCACUUUACCCUGCCUUCAUGUAUAUAUCUACCUCAAAUACCUUAUUAUUAUCUAUCCUGAUGCCUAGUCACUUUACCCUGCCUUCAUGUAUAUAUCUACCUCAAAUACCUUAUUAUUAUCUAUCCUGAUGCCUAGUCACUUUACCCUGCCUUCAUGUAUAUAUCUACCUCAAACACCUUAUUAUUAUCUAUCCUGAUGCCUAGUCACUUUACCCUGCCUUUAUGUAUAUGUCUACCUCAAAUACCUUAUUAUUAUCUAUCCUGAUGCCUAGUCACUUUACCCUGCCUUCAUGUACAUAUCUACCUCAAAUACCUUAUUAUUAUCUAUCCUGAUGCCUACAUUUACUUUUUAGUCAUUUAGCAGACGCUCUUAUCCAGAGCGACUUACAGUUAGUGAGUAAAUACAUUAUUUUUUUAUUUUUCAUACUGGUCCCCCGUGGGAAUCAAACCCACAACCCUGGCGUUGCAAACGCCACGCUCGGCAGGGAUGUAGCUCAGUUGGUAAUAAGAGUGUCUGCUAAAUGACUCAAAUGUAAUAAUAUUCAUCAUUGCUGCUGUCUAAGCACCUCAGCCUCCACCUGCACCAACGUUCACUCUCACUAAGGGUUUAAACCCCCUUCACUAAUAUUGCACCUUGCACAUAUCACUGUUAAAUAAAGAGUAUUUUCAGCUUGUACCCCUUGCCACGGAUCAGUAUUCUCAUCACGUCUCCUGUCAGUAACUGUCAACGAGGAAGCUAAUGAUCCACUCAAAUGUAAACAUACCGAGGGGGGGGGGGGGGGGGUCUUGUCCUAUGUACAUGUAAUGACGUGGGCAGAAACUCCUCAUACUCGACAGCAACAAGACGGAUGUCAUUCUCAUCGGCUCCAAGUCCACUGUCAACCUCAGCAUCACCGUAGACGGUUUCCCCGGACCCUCUGUCAACUCAUGUCAAAAGCCUCGGUGUCACCCUGGACAGAACCCUGUAAACAUCUCCAGGCUCCACCCCCAAACCGAACCCCUCUCCUUUCUCUCCAUGCCUUCCUUCGUCACCUCCCGACUGGACUACUGCAACCCCUUCCUUACUGGUACCCCCCACCAAACUCAUCGAUGGACUCCAACUGGUUCUGAACUCCACUGCCAGAAUCCUCACCCACACCAGAUCAACUGA
Molecule: messenger RNA, 13006 nt
Organism: Coregonus sp. 'balchen'
Lineage: Eukaryota; Metazoa; Chordata; Actinopteri; Salmoniformes; Salmonidae
Source: the annotation of a GenBank genome assembly